AUGGCCGAGGAGCUGGGGCUGCAGCACGGGAGCACCGGGGAGGGCAGGGACCGGUACAUCAGCGUCCGCAGGAAAGAGCCCCCCGAGCCUGCACUGCCUGCGGCCGCCCCCCCCAGCGAGCAGCAUCCCCGUCCUCAGCCACAGCAGCCCAGCAGCGAAACCCCUGCCCCUGCUGAGCCCGCAGGGAGCAGCCAGAGCUCGGGGAAAGUGGACCUGAAAGCCCUGCACCUCGAGAGAGUUCAGAGGGAGAAAGCCAGACGGGAGGAGGCAGCGAGGAAGGCUCAGGAGCCCAGGGCCAGCAGCAGGAGGAAAGACAAAGGUGAAGCCAAAGGCAAGCCAGCAGAGGCAGAAGAAGACAUCGACGCCCUGAUUUCUGCUGCCAUCAAAGCUGACAACACGUGUGGCUUCCCCCACUGCAAAGCCAGUGUCACCAUCCUGGGCCAGCUCUGCCACCACUGCCACCACCGCUUCUGCCUCAGCCACCACGUCCCGGAGGUUCAUGGCUGUGGGGACAAGGCCAAGGCGCAGGCGCGGCAGCGCAUCAGCAGGGAAGGGGUCCUGUAUCCCGGGGGUGGCUCCAAAGACAAUUCCCUGGACCCGGCCAAGAGAGCCCAUCUCCAGCGGCGCCUGGACAAGAAGCUCAGCGAGCUCACCAGCCAGAGGAAGAGCAAGAAGAGAGACAAGAGAAGUAAAGGAGCUCAACAGCUUCUUUUAAGCCUUGAAGUCACGGGUCAGACUGUGAAAGCCAAAGAUGCUGCUAAAGCUUCCAAGGGGAAGGUGGGAGCUCUCGG
Nestor notabilis (Kea) is the source of this 791-nucleotide messenger RNA. Its product is annotated as DNA-binding protein SMUBP-2-like. Gene Ontology annotation, molecular function: nucleic acid binding; zinc ion binding. The record is from RefSeq and is a predicted model, not a curated record. Lineage: Eukaryota; Metazoa; Chordata; Aves; Psittaciformes; Psittacidae.